This is a messenger RNA of Drechmeria coniospora, 636 nucleotides long. RefSeq lists its product as uncharacterized. The coding region runs from base 1 to 636 and encodes 211 amino acids. NCBI's taxonomy places the organism in Eukaryota, Fungi, Ascomycota, Sordariomycetes, Hypocreales, Ophiocordycipitaceae. The record is from RefSeq and is a predicted model, not a curated record. Gene Ontology annotation, biological process: protein complex oligomerization; protein folding; response to heat. The transcript has a single exon.
AUGGCCUUCUUUCCGCGCAAAUUGUACAACGCCGAAACCUCCUUCACCCCUCUCUUUCGUCUUCUUGAUGACUUCGAGGACUACUCUCGUCAGUCUUGCGGACCUACGCAUCAUGGCCGACGCUCGGCACUCCCCACCUGGCAGCCCAAGUUUGACAUUCGCGAGACGGGCGACAACUACGAGCUCCACGGAGAGCUGCCUGGAAUGAGCAAGGAGAACGUCAAUAUUGAGUUCACCGACAAUCAGACAAUGCUUGUUCGUGGCAAGGUCGAGCGAACCUACACCGCUGGAACGCCACCAGAUGCGGCUGGUCAAGUUGAAGACACAGCCAUGAGCGGCGGCAUAACGGAAGGGGAAGAGUCCAAGACUACGCACAACGCCACCGUCGAAGAUGAGGACGAGACCGACAGCAGCAAGGACUCGGCUACGGAAGUCGAUGAGAAGAAGGAGUCGAAGCCGGCGGACAAGGCCAAGUACUGGCUGUCCGAGCGCAGCAUUGGCGAGUUCUCUCGAAGCUUCUACUUCCCGGCUCGUGUCGACCAGGACGCGGUCAGCGCUACGAUUCAGGAUGGCGUGCUCACCAUCAUCGCGCCCAAGGUCAAGCGUCACGAAUCACGCCGCAUCGCUAUCAACUGA